Panicum virgatum (switchgrass) is the source of this 2887-nucleotide messenger RNA. RefSeq names its product pentatricopeptide repeat-containing protein At4g02750-like. The transcript has a single exon. The record is from RefSeq and is a predicted model, not a curated record. Gene Ontology annotation, biological process: RNA modification. Lineage: Eukaryota; Viridiplantae; Streptophyta; Magnoliopsida; Poales; Poaceae. Gene Ontology annotation, molecular function: RNA binding; protein binding. Bases 99 to 2069 code for a protein of 656 amino acids.
AACUGACCACCCCUCGGCCCUUCCUCUCUGGGCAGUUAUGGCUGGCCCCUCUACUACUAGUCUACGACCCUGCCUCUUCCGGCCUGGUGCUUCUGAACAUGCUAAGAACCUUCCAGAAACUUCCGUAUCUGCGCCGCGGUUCACUAUACCUCCGCCGUUUCCACUCUAGCGCGCCGCCGCGGCUGCGUCAUGACGGCGACAUCGUCCGGUGGAACUCCGCCAUCACCGCGCACCUACGCGCCGGCAGGGUGGGCGCGGCGCGCCGCGUGUUCGACGAAAUGCCCGAGCGGAACGUGUUCACGUGGAACUGCAUGAUCUCGGGCCUCGUCAGGAACCGGAUGCUCGCCGACGCUCGCGGGGUGUUCGACGCGAUGCCGUUCAGGAACUCCGUCUCGUGGGCCGCGCUGCUGACCGGCUACGCGCGGUGUGGGAGGGUUGCGGAGGCCAGGGAGCUGUUCGAUCGGAUGCCGGAACGGAACGUGGUCUCAUGGAACGCGAUGAUUUCGGGCUACGUGCGGAACGGGAUGGUUGACAGGGCGCGGGAGCUGUUCGACAUGAUGCCAGUGAGGAAUGACGUGUCGUGGCUGACGAUGAUCUCUGGGUAUAUGAAGAGGAAGCGUGUCCGUGAAGCAAGGGAGCUCUUUGACUGUGUGCCUUCACCAUCGACUUCAGUGUGCAAUGCAUUGCUGUCGGGUUAUGCUGAACAUGGUUACCUGAAAGAUGCAGAGGAGCUGUUUGGUCGUAUGCAGAGACGGAACCUUGUUUCUUGGAAUGUCAUGAUCACAGGCUAUACGCAGGCUAGGAUGAUGGAGGUUGCGCAGAGUCUCUUUGAUGAGAUGCCUGAAAAGGACACUGUAUCUUGGACAGCCAUUGUGCGUGGGUACUUAAAGAAUGGUGAUGUUGAUGCCGCAUGGAAGCUGUUCCAGGACAUGCCUAACCGUGAUAUCCUUGCUUGGAACACAAUGAUGGGGGGCUUCGUGAUGAGUGAGAGGUUGGAUGAUGCAUUGAGAUUGUUCGCUGACAUGCCUGAUAGAGAUCUGGUAUCAUGGAAUACAAUCUUGCAAGGAUAUGUCCAACAAGGAGACAUGGAUAGUGCAAAUACCUGGUUUAGAAGAAUGCCAGAGAAAGACGAGACAUCAUGGAACACUUUGAUCUCUGGGUACAAAGAUGAAGGAGCACUAAGUCUGCUGUUGGAAAUGACCCGAGGAGGAUACAGACCGGACCAAUCCACUUGGAGCGUGGUUAUUUCUAUCUGUGCGUCUCUUGUUGCUCUUGGAUAUGGAAGAAUGGUGCAUGUUUGCACAAUCAAAACCGGCUUUGAGCAUGAUGCUUUGGUGAUGAGCUCAUUAAUAUCUAUGUACUCCAAGUGUGGGCUAAUUAUUGAAGCUUCCCAAGUUUUUGAGAUGAUUAUGCAACGGGAUACUGUGACAUGGAAUGCCAUGAUUGCAACAUAUGCUUAUCACGGUCUAGCUGCCGAAGCUCUGAAACUCUUUGACAGGAUGACCAAAGAUGGAUUUAACCCAGAUCAUUCAACUUUUCUGAGUGUGUUGUCUGCUUGUGCACACAAAGGGUAUCUAUAUGAAGGUUGCCACUAUUUUAGAAGUAUGCAACAGGAUUGGAACUUGAUUCCAAGAUCUGAUCACUAUUCAUGCAUGGUCGAUCUCUUAGGAAGAUCAGGUUUUGUACACCAGGCUUAUGAUUUUACAAGAAAAGUCCCUUCCAACCUUCAAAUAAAUGCAUGGGAGACUCUGUUUAGUGCAUGCAAUGCUCAUGGGAAUAUCCAGCUUGGGGAACUCAUAGCAAAAAAUGUUCUUCAGUCUAGACCUACUGAUGGAGGAAUGUAUACCCUCUUGUCAAACAUAUAUGCUGCUAAAGAGAUGUGGAGCAGUGCUGCAAGUGUUAGAAGUCUCAUGAAAGAGCGGGGGUUGAAGAAGGAGACUGGGUGUAGUUGGAUUGAGCUGAAGGGGGAUGUUGUUUCCUUUUCAUCAAAUGAUAAUGCACAUCCUUUGAUUGAGCGGAUAUGCCACGAAGUUGAUAAUCUUUCUGUUUUGAUAGAAGAGGCAAGUUAAAUGGCAACAUCCUUUGAUAUGUUUAUCAAAAGGAAUUCAGAUGGUUUCUUCGAGAUCAUUCACAACCACAUGCCUUCAAACACUGAUAUAUGGUAGAAGCCAUGAAUGUCCUAACUGAAAGUCUUUGGGAAGAUUACAUGGUCCUGCUGGGGUGGAUCUCGCUCAAUUCUUCUGUGGAGAUUCGUUCAAGAUCACAAUCACAGAAUUCAAAACAGCAUCAUGGUAACUUCCUUUGGAACCUGAUGGCUGUCCAUGGUUGAGAGAGUUAGCCAAGGUGAGUUACUGGACCCUCAAACCAGAUCCUUUCAUUAAAAUCGAUCCUACGUGCAGGUGGAACUCAGAAUUUGUAAUUGAUAUUUUCUCUGAAUAUGUCCCUGAUCUGAAAGGUGUUUUUUCCAGUAAAAUUGGGCAUACCUUAGAGCAACGAGAAAUGCUUCGUCCUCAAAUCACUCGGAUUAUGCUAGUGUUCACUGUUCAGUGGUCUUGUAGUUGGAACAUGCAGGCGCUAAAUAAAUUCAAAGUGUUCUUGUGGAGGUUAACCCAAACAGUUUACUUUUGAGGUGCAUUGUCAAAAGGAGUGGUGUUAAGCUAGACACAAUUUGCCUGACCUGCUGGAUGAUGGAUGAAGAUGGGGCUUAUUCCUUCUUCAAAUGCAAAGCAAUAAGAGCUUGCUCGCGACUUCUGCAGUUAGAAGAGCUGAGGUGCCAGGUAAUGUAGUUCAUAUCAGCAAGGAAGCUGUGCCGAUUUAAUGGGACAGGAAGCAGAAAAGCCAGUUUACCGAUUGAUUAUCAUGUUGAUGUGGUUGCCAAGGCAAGAAA